AUGGAGGCAGUUCAAGCACAAGAGAAUGGUGUUUAUAUCGUGUACAAGGGAGCAGCUGCAACCUCAUCAAUUGUUGCCAGAACAAAUGAUUAUGUUCAAAUUCUGAGCUCCUUAGGAGAAAGGGGUGAAUAUAGAGUUAUACACAGAUACAACAAUGGCUUUUCGGGAUUUGCAGCUCGUUUAUCAGAGGAAGAGGCAGAGUCAAUAGCUCGAAGGCCCGGAGUUGUAUCUGUUUUCCGCGAUCCAGUCCUUGAUCUCCACACAACACAUUCGUGGGACUUCUUAAAGUAUCAAGAUGAUGAACUGGGCAUCGGUUUCAGUCAACAAUCAACCUCAACUUCCUCUGCAUUACAUGGGGAAGACAUUAUAAUCGGAAUCUUUGAUACAGGGAUUUGGCCUGAAUCAAAGAGUUUCAGUGAUGAAGGUUUGGGUCCAAUUCCGUCACGCUGGAAGGGAACAUGCAUGGAAGCCCCUGAUUUUAGUUCUUCCAACUGCAAUAGGAAAUUGAUUGGAGUAAGGUAUUACAACAAUACUGAUUUUGAUCCGAGUCCAUUUAAUACCCCAAGGGACCAGGGUGGCCAUGGUACUCAUGCUGCUGCAAUCGCUGCAGGAACCCCCGCCCGGGGUGCAUUCUACCAUGGCCUAGCAAAAGGCAUUGCUAGGGGUGGGUUUCCAGGGUCUCGUAUUGCUGCAUACCGUGUCUGUUCUCAUUUGUAUGGAUGCUAUGGGUCUGCCAUUCUAAAAGCAUUUGAUGAUUGCAGACGCUUCUUCAAUGAUGCAAUAGCCGAUGGUGUCGAUAUUUUAUCAGUAUCAGCUGGUAUUGUAACUAGAAAAGACUUUUUAACUGACCCCAUUACUAUUGGAGCAUUUCACGCAAUUGAGAAAGGCAUUCUUGUUGUCUGCUCUGCUGGAAAUCGUGGCCUUGAAGAAAACUCGAUUGUGAAUGUUGUUCCUUGGGUUCUAACUGUAGGUGCAUCCACCAUUGACCGGUUUUUUGAGUCAAACGUUGUGCUAGGCAACAACAAAGUGAUCCAGGGAGGAGGAAUUCAUUUUGCUAAUAUCAAAAGGUCUCCAGUGUAUCCUGUGAUUGAUGCCCGUUCAGCCAAGGAUCCUAGUGAAACUUCAGAAUCCUCCGCAAGUAAUUGUUUCCCUGAAUCAUUAGAUAAAAGUAAAGUCAAAGGGAAGAUUGUUCUCUGUGAAGAUUACCUUGAAGAAAGUUCUGACGAAGAGAGGCUUCAGACUGUAAUAAGCCUAGGCGGUGUUGGUGUGAUACUAAUUAAUUAUGAUGAAAAAACUGUAGCCUCCAUCUAUGGUUCUUCUCCAAUGACCAUAAUUACCUUCCAGGAUGCCGAUGAGAUUAGAUCUUAUAUCAACUCAACCAGGAAUCUUGUGGCAACUAUAUUACCAACUGUAGUUGUAGAUAAAUACAAGCCUGCUCCAGCAGUGGCCUACUUCUCAGGUACAGGGCCUAUAUAUCGUAAUUAUAACCUUAUCAAGCCUGAUGUUGUAGCACCAGGAGUUGACAUUCUUGCAGCAUGGCCUUCAAAUGACACAAAAACAACACCACCCUUCAACAUAGUUUCAGGAACUUCAAUGGCCACCCCCCAUGUAUCUGCAAUUGCAGCAACAGUCAAAUCCAAGUAUCCUUCUUGGAGUCCUUCUGCAAUCAAAUCAGCUAUAAUGACUACAGCAAUUCAGACAGACAAUCUCAAGGCCCCCAUAAAAAAUAAUAACGGUAAUCCAGCAACCCCAUAUGACUUUGGUUCAGGGCAAGUGAGCUUGUCAGGUCCAUUGCAACCAGGGCUAGUUUAUGACACUGAAGUAAUCGACUACCUACAGUACCUUUGCAACAGCGGCUACAACACAUCACAGAUAAAACUCAUUUCAUCAAACCUUCCGGCUGAUUUUUCUUGCUCAAGUAACUCUAGUGAAGAACAGAUGUCCAACUUGAACUACCCAUCAAUAGCCGUCUCUUAUUUUUAUGGUCAUAAAAGCAUCAAAGUAAAAAGAACUGUAGCAAAUGUUGGCGAGGAAGAUUCGCUCUACACAGUUAGUGUAGAAACGCCAAGGGUGCAGGUUUGGAAGUGCUUGUGA
Molecule: messenger RNA, 2094 nt
Organism: Coffea arabica (coffee)
Lineage: Eukaryota; Viridiplantae; Streptophyta; Magnoliopsida; Gentianales; Rubiaceae
Source: RefSeq, a predicted model, not a curated record